Molecule: messenger RNA, 2419 nt
Organism: Brachypodium distachyon (stiff brome)
Lineage: Eukaryota; Viridiplantae; Streptophyta; Magnoliopsida; Poales; Poaceae
Product: protein NETWORKED 4A
Exons: 3
Coding region: 370-2199 (609 amino acids)
Cellular component (GO): vacuolar membrane
Molecular function (GO): actin binding
Source: RefSeq, a predicted model, not a curated record
AGGAAAAAAACGUUGCUGUCUUUCAUUACAUGCUACUACUGUUCUUUAAAUUGAUAGCUAGUCGUUUUUAGUCCUCGGCUUCCAACAGUGAUGCUGAUAUGAUAUGAUACUCUGCCUCUUCUUGGUAGCUGGCAAUGCCCUGGUCCCCUCGGGGGUUUUGCAUCUGAUUUUUCUAUUAUUUCUUCAUGACAUACCCAUCAGCAGGAUACAAGUUGGGAUCCUGCGAGAGUGAUUUCUUUGUUUCCAUGGUCUUAUAUGUAGUGUGUGCAAAACCUAAUCUGCUGGCCAGCACUGCAUAUUUUUAAUCUUUCCUUUGCACAGCAUGAUUAUGCCUGCAUACUAGAGAAGCUUUUCUUAUAUUUGGUGAAGAUGGAGCGAACGCAAAGGACACAAUUAAGGAAAUCCCGCCCAUGGUGGUGGGAUAGCCACAUUAGCCCAGAAAACUCCAAGUGGCUCUCUGAGAACUUACAAGAUAUGGAGACGCAAGUGAAAGAGGUGCUGGGGCUUGUCGAGGAGGAAGGUGAAACCUCUGUAGAAAAGGCUGAGCUGUAUUACAAAGAAAGACCUCUGCUUGUUACCCAUGUCAAGAAUCUCUAUCGCAUGUAUCGCGCUCUUGCUGAGCGGUAUGACAAUGUGACUGGAGAAUUGCGCAAGAAUAUUCCAUCGUCACUGCAGUCGCAUGGCUCUUUUGGUACCCUUGAAUCAGAUUCUGAGACACAUUCUCCCUCUCCGUCUACAGAGUCUGACAUGCAAGAUAAGUUGGCACAACAAAAGCCAAAAAAUCAAUCAGAUUGCUUUGAUGUGUCCCUUGGCUCUGGCGUGAGCUCUGACAUAUCCAAGAAGGGGAGUGAUGGGUCUUCAUCAUCUUCAGAAUCUGAGUCAGAGCUUGAUGAAGCGAAAGAGGAAAAUGGCAACAGCAUGUUUUAUGCCUUGAGCCAAAGAAUUAUUGAGCUUGAAGAUGAGCUUCAUGAAGCAAGGGGAAAACUUGAUGCUUUAGAUGAAAAGAACAUGCGUUCCCAAUUUAUUUUUGGUAGCUCAGAAGUGUCUGAACAUGAUGAAAAACUACAGGUUUCAGAUGUGGAAACCAAAAAUUUCAUUGAGAAGGAUCUUGAAGAAGUCAGCAGUGAGAAGGAAGCAUUGGAAACUCUGCUGCUAGCAAACAAAAAUGAGACUGAUGCGCUGAAGGAAGUAAUGGCCUCAGCAGCUAAGCAGUUUGAAAGUGAAUUGGCACAUCGCGAUCUUGAAGUUGAUAAGUACAAGCAGGAGCUUGAAGAGCUUUCAGAAAAAUAUCUGCAUGAUAAAUCUGCUCUCGAGUCUGAGAUUGGAAUGCUCCAGGGAGUCAUCAGGGAUUCCGAAGGUGAGCUAGCAAGAUUGUCACAGGAGAAGUUGCAGCUUGGGUCCCGGAUUGAAGAGCUUGAGCAGGCAGUGUGCAGCUUAGAUUAUUCAGCUUCCGAGAUGGUGAAGCUGCAAGAAACAAUAAAAAAUAUAAAAGCAGAAUUGGAAGAAGUUUCACUGGAGAAAGAAGAAACCAUCAAGAACCUGGAAGCACAGCUAGAAACAGCCUUACAAGAGAAAUCAAUACUCUGGGAUCGUAGUGAGGAGCUGGAGAGGGUGGUGUGUGAUUCUUUGGAAAAACAUUCACUGGAGAAAUCUGCUCUUGAUACUGAACUUUUAGCAUUAUCAGAAGCCAAAGCAUCUCUCGAAGAUAAGCUGGCAUCUGUGGAGGCAGAGCUUAAGCAAGCUUAUACUGACAAGGCAGAAGAAUCAAUGAACAAAGAAAAACAAAUUUCCAGGCUGAAUCAAGACCUUGCUCAUCUUACAAGUAAGAUUGAACUGAUAUCAUCCGAGAAAACAGCAGUUGAUAACAAGCUGGCCACUCUACUAACUGACAUCACAACGCGUGAUGAAAAGAUGAAACAGAUGGAUGACCACCUUAGUCAGCUUCAUCUUGAGCAUGCCAAGAUAACGUCAGAGACUGUUGUUUUGCACGAGUCCCUGUCAGAGCUACGUACCCGGGUGUCUGAGCUCGAGGAACUGGUGGAGAAGCAGAAGCUUGUGAUCUCUGAGAGUGCUGAGGAGAAGCGCGAGGCGAUCAGGCAGCUGUGCUUCUCCCUUGAACACUACCGCAGUGGUUAUCAGCAGCUGCGCCAGAGGCUGCAGCAGGGCCACAGGAGACCAUUGGUGACAUUGGCAGCCUGACCAAGUGCAUCCUUCUUGGAUGCCCAAGAUCCUUCUGUGCUUUGAGUUGUGCUAUGUAGCUUCUUCAGUUAAGAACUCUUGUGUGGGCAACUGCGGUGUAAUGGGGUGUAAUGCGUGAACCAUGUUGGUUGAUGUUUGCUCUUGUUAUCUUUGUUACACUCUUGUCAGAUAUUCAAGAUGGUGAAUUGCAUGUUUCGAAUUUGAAUGGCCGUGUUGUUUA